Molecule: messenger RNA, 2314 nt
Organism: Poeciliopsis prolifica (blackstripe livebearer)
Lineage: Eukaryota; Metazoa; Chordata; Actinopteri; Cyprinodontiformes; Poeciliidae
Product: deoxyribonuclease gamma-like
Exons: 10
Coding region: 843-1739 (298 amino acids)
Biological process (GO): DNA catabolic process
Cellular component (GO): nucleus
Molecular function (GO): DNA nuclease activity
Source: RefSeq, a predicted model, not a curated record
UUAAAAUUAACAUGACAGAAACGCAUCUGAAAAAGUCUUUGUUUUGCCAAUGCCCUCAUCGGAGGGCAAUUUCCGGUCUUGUUGCUACGCAGGACAAACAUAUUGUGAAUUUUCUGUUUCCUAAUCCAACCAGGAGGUGACUCACACCAUCAAAAGCACGCACACUUUAUUUCUUCCACAUGAAACCUACCCUUGUUUUGUUGAGCCACUUCUGCAGUGUCGUUUCCUCUGACGGACCAAAGCUCCUUCCCGCUCUUUUUUCAAUUUCUCUGACUUCGAUCUCCGUUGCUCGACUUGUAAGUAUUUUGUUCUACUUACUUCACAUUUCUUAUUUUGUCACUACUUUACAAACGGAAAGUAUUUGUUUAGUCUGAUUUUGAAAGUAAAAAAGCUUUAUUUUAUUUUUAACUUAGUGAUUCUUUAACUUUCAGUAGUUCUCAUAUCUUGUAUUUGCCUCCUCUGCCUCCUCCGAUUCUGCUGUUCAAGUCCAUUUUAGACAAUAAUUCUUUUUAAACUUUUCAUUAGACUUUGUUCUGUUAUUAGUCAUUUUCAGUUUAAUACUCUGAUAUUUUAGGAAGAAUGUUAUAUUCCGUUUUCUAAGCAUUAGAAAAAGAACUUUCAGAUACGGUUCUUUUCCUGAGGAAGUUGUGUAGUUUGAUACUUUUUGGACUUUUAACAGAUUUUAAAAAUUGAGGUUUUAGCUGACUCUUUAGUUAACAUCACAGUGAAAUCAUAUUGAAAACUGGUAAAUGCUAGGUCAUGUAUAAAUUAAAACACUAAAACUUAAGUUAUCUAAAAUGUGGACUAUUUAUUAAGCACGUGUGUGUAUUUUAAUAAAUGAGAUGAAAAUGAAAGUUGCCGCCUUCAAUGCGAAGAAACUGGGACUUCGAAAAGUCAAAAACACCUACGUUUGCAAAUACCUCAUUAAGAUCAUCUCUCAGUACAGCAUAGUGUUCAUACUGGAGGUGAUGGAUAAAACUGGGAAAGCAAUGGAGUUGUUACUGGAAAAGCUCAACUCUACAAAGUAUGUUUCCAACAGUGGUGAUGAAUAUGAGAUGGUCUGCAGCUCAGCUCUCGGCAGAAAUGCCUACAAAGAGAAGUUUGUUUGUUUCUAUAGAAAGAAUGAGGUCGAACUGACGGCUCUGCAUCAGUAUAAAGACAAUCAGCCGGGGGAUGAAGACGCUUUUGCCAGAGAGCCUCUGAUUCUGCGCUUCUACUGUCCUGCCACUGUUAUCAAAGAUCUGGUCCUGAUCCCGGUCCACACCCAACCAAAUGAUGCUGAGAAAGAACUGGAUGAGCUCUGUGAUGUGGUCAAAAUCAUGAGAAAGAAAUGGAAAAACCCGAAUAUUAUGAUUCUGGGAGACUUCAAUGCAGCUGGUUCAUAUCUUUCAAAGAAGAAGAAAAAAGCGAUACGCAUCUCCCAUCCUCCAUUUUAUUGGAUAAUUGGCGACGAGGUUGACACAACAACUAGUCCCUUUAACGAUCACGCCUAUGACAGGAUUGUGGUUUACACAAAGAAAAUGGAAAAUGCCAUCGUCCCCAACUCAGCCAAAUCUUUCAACUUCAAAAGAAAGUUCCGGCUAAGUAUUAAAAACGCUCUUCGCAUCAGUGACCAUUAUCCUGUGGAGGUGGAGCUGAAGGCUAACAGAUCUUUAGUAAAACAAAGACCUCAGAAGAGAGCCAAACCAGCAAACUACGGUGGAAGGAAGACUCCAGCUGCAAAAAGGAAGCGUAAUUAGCAGUUACCUUCGCCUCAAAGCUCCGAUUCUGAAACGUCCGACUCUGAAAGUGAUGGCUCUGAAUGUUAUGAGAGCGAUAGAUUCUACUCGCCCGACCCUGAAUGGAUCCAUCUUUACGCUGGUAAUCAAAGGAAUGUCGCUCAACAAUCAGCACCAUCUUAUCGGCAUCGAGGUCAACAACCCUUCUAUCAGCCCAUACGAUAUCGGCUGUCUGCAUAUCCCUGAGAUAAUAGAACAAUUACUUUCAUAAAAUAAUUAAAAUAACAGUUAAAUGAGGAAACAUCUUUCACCUUGUUGGUUUUUUCUUUCUAUAGCUUCAAGAUAAUUUUCAAAAUGUCUAUGGAUUUUUGGUCUUCUUGUUGAAAUCUUAUUUCACUACAUGCAAAAAAAAAAUUAUUGGUAAUAAAAUCUUCUUUGUUUAGUUCAAAUGAUCUGUUAACCAUUUUAGAAAAACUAUAAUGUGCAUAUUUUUUCUGCUUAGAAAUAUACAUUGCUUAUUUAAUCACUUAAAUUUUAUUUGUGUAUGUUUCAAGUGUGAAAAUGAUUUGUUUAGUCAAUAAAAUAUGAUCUUUCAA